ACAUGCAAAUACAUGAUAUUUCAUAUGUGUUUAUUUCAAACAGUUGUUUGAUAUUUGCUCAAAAUAUACAGGCAAGAAUUAGGAUCAUGGAAUGAUAGGUUCUCAAUGCCAUAAUCUGUAUAACAAUAAACGGCACUUGAAUUGGAAAAGUACAAAAUGCAUCUUUGGUCCUGCUUUAUUUUUGCGCUUUUUAUUUUAUUCUCACACAGUUUAUCAUUAUAACUAUGGCCACUACAGUACUCAGUAAAGACGAACAAGAGAACCUUUUCAAGUUGGCAUUAGAAGCCAAAGAGACCUCAUAUUCCCCUUAUUCCAAAUUUAGAGUCGGUGCUGCACUUAUGACUGAGGAUGGAAAGAUUUUUAAAGGUUGUAAUGUCGAAAACGCGUCAUACGGUGCUGCUAUCUGUGCUGAAAGAACUGCAUUUGUCAAGGCAGUGAGUGAAGGUUAUAAGAAAUUUCGUGCAUUGGCUGUGUCGACUGAUCAGACAGAAUGUAUUUCUCCGUGUGGUAUUUGCAGACAGUUUAUUUCAGAAUUCUGUGCAGCAGAAAUGCCUGUAUAUUUAUUGAAUACAAACGGCGAAUACAAGGAACUCACAGUGGGUCAAUUAUUGCCUUUUUCAUUUGGCUUGGAACAAGGUCAAAAAUACCUUUUUUAAUUUGAUUACUUCAUCAUACCUGAUGCUCCUGCUGUUACAAAUCUUGCCAAUAAACCAGUUAAAAUAUCUCUUCUUUGAUCCAUGCUCAGCUUUUGAAA
Molecule: messenger RNA, 754 nt
Organism: Gilbertella persicaria
Lineage: Eukaryota; Fungi; Mucoromycota; Mucoromycetes; Mucorales; Choanephoraceae
Product: cytidine deaminase
Exons: 6
Coding region: 225-656 (143 amino acids)
Cellular component (GO): cytosol
Molecular function (GO): cytidine deaminase activity; zinc ion binding
Source: RefSeq, a predicted model, not a curated record